Molecule: messenger RNA, 1953 nt
Organism: Aspergillus niger
Lineage: Eukaryota; Fungi; Ascomycota; Eurotiomycetes; Eurotiales; Aspergillaceae
Exons: 6
Coding region: 1-1953 (650 amino acids)
Molecular function (GO): NAD+ poly-ADP-ribosyltransferase activity
Source: RefSeq, a predicted model, not a curated record
AUGACCGGCCAAGCUUUCAAGGGCUUGGUCAUAGCCGUUGCUGGGUCCUUUUCCGGUGGCUACAAACAAGCAAAUCUGAAGACCAUCAUCCAGCGUCAUGGGGGAACUUUCAGCUCAGCAGUGACGGAAGAUUGCACUCAUCUAGUGACCACCCAAAGGGAAGUGGACAACAAGAGCGUCAAAUACACGCAGGCUCGCAAGGUCUACACCUGCAACAUCGUCUCCUUAGACUGGCUUGUUGAGUCAGACAGUGCAGGAAAGAAGUUGGAUGAGAAGAAAUUCCUGAUGGGCUCCGACAUCAAGAAAGACGAUGAGCCGGAAAGUCCAAAGAAGCGCACCCUAGAACAGGCUCUGGGAAUUAACGAGGAUGGCACUACGAAGAAGCUCAAGGACGCACAGACGGUCGGCACCAAACAAAUCAAUGUUCCUGUCGAUGAUACAUGUCCUCUUCGAUUGACCUUCACCGUGUACAUUGAUCCCACAGGCCUCAUCUGGGAUGCGACACUCAAUCAGACGAGUGCGACCAACAAUAACAACAAAUUCUACCGCAUUCAGCUUCUCCACAGAAACAACGAAUUCAGGACUUGGACCCACUGGGGUCGGGUAGGCGAACAUGGACAACACGCUUUGCUGGGUGGUGGCGGCUUAGAUGAGGCAGAGUAUGAGUUCAAGAAAAAGUUCAAGGACAAGUCCGGCUUGACCUGGGAAAAUCGCUUGGAUCCACCAAAGAAGGGUAAAUACACCUUCAUUGAAAAGAACUAUGAAGAGGACACGGAAGACGAAGACGAGGACGAAGACAAAGUCGUCGCGAAGAAACCCACCAAGCCCAAGGCAGAGGAAGUGAAAUGCACCUUAUCAGCACCCGUCCAGGACCUCGUGUCAUUCAUCUUCAACAAGGAUUUUUUUCAGUCCACCAUGGCUUCCAUGUCCUACGACGCUCAGAAAUUACCCUUGGGGAAGCUGAGCAAGCGUACUCUCCAGAACGGUUUUCAGGCACUGAAGGAUCUGUCAGAGCUUAUUGCUAAUCCUGCCCUGGCAAGUACAAAGUACGAUACUAGCUUUACUGCUGCAGUGGAGCAUCUCAGCAACCUAUACUUUACCGUGAUUCCGCAUGCAUUCGGACGCAACAGACCCCCGGUGUUGAACAACGACAAUCUACUCAAGAGAGAGAUCGAACUGCUGGAGGCAUUGACCGACAUGGAAGUUGCGAACAGUAUCAUGAAAGAUGCCAGAAACACCGAUACAGUCCACCCUCUGGACCGUCAGUUCCAGGGCUUGAAUAUGCAAGAGAUGACGCCAUUGGAACACACAUCUACCGAAUUCAUCGAGCUGGCCAACUACCUCAACCAGUCUCGCGGUCACACCCACGGCGUUCAAUACAAGGUCAUAAACAUCUUCCGCAUCGAGCGCCAAGGCGAGAAAGACCGGUUCCAAUCAUCCAUGUACUCCAAUAUCCAAAACUCCUGUCGCCGUCUCCUGUGGCACGGUUCUCGCAGCACCAAUUUUGGUGGUAUCUUAAGCCAGGGUCUACGUAUUGCACCGCCCGAGGCCCCCGUCAGCGGGUACAUGUUUGGCAAAGGUGUCUACUUUGCGGAUAUGUCGACCAAGUCAGCGGGUUACUGUUUCUCUUGGGGGAGUGGAAACAGGGGUCUGCUCCUUCUUUGUGACGUUGAGGUCGGCAAUCCCAUGUAUGAGCGGGACACUGCAAGCUUCAACGCGGGCCAAGAAGCUAAAGCGGAGGCCAAAAUUGCCACUCUUGGUCGUGGUCGCUCGAUCCCUGGUGGAUGGAAGGACGCUGGCUGUGUCAAUGAAGAUCUGAAGGGGGUGUUGAUGCCCGAUGUGCGGAUGCCGACCACUAAUUCUAACUCGAGGGGGCUGAUGUACAAUGAGUACAUUGUGUACGAUGUGGCUCAGAUCCAGCAGAAGUAUCUGUUCCAUGUCGACAUGCGGUAG